AUGCUGCUCAUUAGUUCGUCAUCGUCGUCAAGGCGAUUCGCCGUUUCGGUGACUAGCAAAAUCAUAAACUCAGCAAAGGUUCUCGCGGGUGUAGAAAUGAGGAAUAGUAUAUGUAUUAUUACAACUCGUACAUCGACUUCUACUGGUGCUCCUGCAGAUAUCAAACCACCACUUGUGAAUUUGAAAGUGGCACGUCUAGUAUCUUUGGAUGCCAGAAACGAGGUCGUCGUUGGUGGUGGUCGUAGUAAAAUGAAUUUGAAAGCAGUUGCCAGAGACUAUUGGUUACAAACGUUAUGGCAAUUCCCUCACUUCUACGCAUUAGCGUGGUUAUAUAGAUCCGACUACUCAGCUGCGGGGUAUAAGAUGUUCCCACUGGAUGAUGACACUGGUCAUAAGACUGCAGCUAUGUGUUUGCCGUAUAUGGUAGGGUUAGCUGUACUACCAGUGGUGGCUUCGGGGUUGGGUGUCACCAGUUGGAUGUUUGCAUUCUCGGCGAUGGUA
This is a messenger RNA of Perkinsus marinus ATCC 50983, 501 nucleotides long. RefSeq names its product protoheme ix farnesyltransferase, putative. The annotation marks the transcript as partial. NCBI's taxonomy places the organism in Eukaryota, Perkinsozoa, Perkinsida, Perkinsidae. Gene Ontology annotation, biological process: heme biosynthetic process. Gene Ontology annotation, molecular function: protoheme IX farnesyltransferase activity. Gene Ontology annotation, cellular component: mitochondrion; membrane. The record is from RefSeq and is a predicted model, not a curated record. The transcript has 5 exons.